Thunnus maccoyii (southern bluefin tuna) is the source of this 2597-nucleotide messenger RNA. RefSeq names its product zinc finger and SCAN domain-containing protein 12-like. NCBI's taxonomy places the organism in Eukaryota, Metazoa, Chordata, Actinopteri, Scombriformes, Scombridae. The record is from RefSeq and is a predicted model, not a curated record. Gene Ontology annotation, molecular function: RNA polymerase II cis-regulatory region sequence-specific DNA binding; DNA-binding transcription factor activity. The transcript is spliced from 5 exons. Gene Ontology annotation, biological process: regulation of transcription by RNA polymerase II. The coding region runs from base 259 to 2346 and encodes 695 amino acids.
GAUGUUAUACACUCCGGUACAGUAGGUGGGGGUAUGCACCCUUGCCGUUGGUUUGUAGUCCGCCAGUAAAACCAAAGAAGAACAAAUCGUGCUAACUAGGCACCACCGCAACUGUAGCAAUAGCGGCUAGAUAAGUUAGCCAAAUUGAUGCUGAAGUUGGGAAAUAGUUCAAGCUGAAAACCCUAUUCCAGGCUUUCUGAAUAAUAUUUACGCCGCCCGGCCGCUUUAACAACUGGAGGGACACAAUUUAAAUCCGCGAUGUGCUCCGUCGUCGGAUGCGUUUCGUCGGGUGACACAAACCAGCGAUUCAAGUUACCCGAGGACCCGGAGAGGAGGCUGGAGUGGGUUCAGUUCCUCGCCACGGUUAACAAGCAGCGGUUUAAAGAGUCGUCCUGGACCGAUAUCGCCAUUUGUAGGCAACACUUUAAAGAUGAUUGUUUUGAAAACCUGACUCCGAGCCAUCCGAGUGGUACGGUCCAGCUAAAGCCCGAAGCCGUCCCAUCACUGUGUGUCCAGCCAGAGUCAGACGAACCUGAUGCAGAUCUGAAGAGCCAAACAUGUGAUGAGUCUGUGGAAACAGAGGAAAUUGCUCCUCAGUGUGAUCAACUUGACACAGAGUCAGCACUAACUUCAGUGGCUGCCCAAGAAACUCCAGUGGUGCCGUGUGGUGUCUCAUGUUCAACCGAUGCUUUUAUAUCCCUAUACAGCCAGCUGAAACAAAACCAUGUGAACAUUGAUGUGAUCAAGGAAAAAGUUACACUUCUAAAGAUGAAAGGAAAGUAUAUUGUGAAUGAAAAACGCCUCCUCCAGUUGUUCAGCAGCACAUGCCCGUUAUGUGGCGGGAAACUUCAUAUGGAGGUCACCAGUGGGGUCCUCCUCAUCUUGAACCAACAGUGCCUUCAGUGUGAGUACAGAAACCAGUGGAAAAGCCAGGUCAAUGCUAGUGACCCAACAGCUGAAGAUAAACACCUGACAGGAGGCACUGCUGUAACUUCAGAGACCCAACAGACGGUGCCAACAGAUGACAACCACAGCAGCAUCACAGCUGUCUCUGAGAUUGUUACUGUUAUCGAUGAGCAAAGUGAUCCAGUGGAUGAAAGUGAAUCAAGUGAUGAAGAUGAAGUUGAUUCAGAUGAAGAAUGGAAGCCACUAAAUAAAUUUUUGGCAUCCAAAGAGCGUCCAAAGGAAUCUGAUGACGAAGAUGAAAGUGAAGAGAUUGAAGAAGAUGAUUUUCCUCCUCUUCCCUCCCAACACAGUCAACUCUGCACAGAGUGUGGGAAGUUUUUCAACAAAUGGAGGUCUCACACUUGUGAGCAUAAAAUUAAACCCUAUUCUUGCAACACUUGUGGCAAGAGAUGUGUCAGUGAGACUGCUCUAAACUCUCACGGCAGAGUCCACGAUGACAACUAUGAGCAUCGGUGCAAAUACUGCCAUGUUACAUUCAAAACAAAAGGGGACAAAAUGACUCACGAGAAGAUCCACCUAACUCAAGGAAAACCAUAUAAAUGUCCAGACUGUUCAGAGACAUUUGCCACCAAUAAAGACCGCCGAAUUCACCUGGAAGAUCACAGAGGCCCCAGGCAGUUAAAAUGUGACAUCUGUGGGAUUGAAUUUCUCUCGCCCCUUAAUCUCCAGAGACACAAAGUUGUGCAUACAGGAUUGAGGCCAUUUAAGUGUUCAGUCUGCCAACGUGGCUUCAACCAGGCGGGCCACCUCAAAUCCCACAUGCGCCUGCACACAGGGGAGAGGCCUUAUAAGUGUCAGCAUUGUGAUAAACGCUUCAAUCACAAUGUGAGCUUGAAGAGUCAUGUGCAGCGUUACCACACAUCCAGUUCUGGAUGUGAACAAAAGGAGGAGGAGAUAAACAAGAGGGCCGAUGGCAGUGGUGAUGCUCAGGAGAACGGGAGUAAGAGAGGCUCAGACUCAGAGCUUGGCAAUGUAGAGGAUGAAGAUGAUACAGAUUCGGAUGUGCGGAAUGAUAGAACAGGCGUACCUAAAAAGAAAAUGAGAAGCACAGGUCGACCCAUAGGAAGGCCAAAGAGCAGUGCAACAGGCACCAGGGAAGGCCGGGGAUCAAACACUAAGAAAGCCAAAGUAAAGCUUCAGAAGUUAAAGAGAACUCGUUGCAGUGAUGAGGAAAGUGAGGACGAGCAGACUGACAGUCACACAUCCUUUGACACAGCAGAGAAAGAAGAGGCAAAGAGCAAGAAAGCGAGGAAGAGCACAAAUUCUGACGACUCUGAUUUUGACCCAGAAGAGAGAAAGAAACAGAGGCACAGCAGCCCGAAGAGUGGUAAGAGCUCAGGGAAGCGAAGGGGAAGACCAAGAAAGAAUAUAGUGGUCUGAAAAUAUGAAAAGAAAGGAGCCAUAUAAAGUGGAUGUUUAAACAGAAUUGUAAUGAUUUCCUAAAAAAUUUACAUAUGACAGAUAAUACUCCUAUGUACACCUAAGCCAGGUUGUUUUAAAAUUUCAUACUUGUUCUUCACUGUUAAGAAAAAAUGUUGCUUUGAUUUUGAUAUACAUUUUAAUCCUCUUCAUUGAUGUGUAGACCAUGGGACCAUAUUGGUUAAAAGUAUAUUAAACAGAGCUGACAAUAA